This is a messenger RNA of Erigeron canadensis, 1365 nucleotides long. Its product is annotated as phytochrome A-associated F-box protein. The record is from RefSeq and is a predicted model, not a curated record. Lineage: Eukaryota; Viridiplantae; Streptophyta; Magnoliopsida; Asterales; Asteraceae. The coding region runs from base 106 to 1140 and encodes 344 amino acids. Gene Ontology annotation, molecular function: protein binding. The transcript has a single exon.
AGUAUUUCUCACUAUAAAAUUCACACACCUUUCCUUUUCUCAAACCCUAAACAUUUUUCUUAUAUUUAUCUAUACAUACAUAUUUCUGUAUCUAUUCUAUAUAAAAUGAGUGAAACAGAAAAGCUUUAUGAAAAUAUGUUUACAUACCUAUCAGACGAUGUAAUCCUCAACAUAUUCCUCAAGCUCGUCGACGAUCCACGUAGCUGGUCACGCCUCGCAUGUGUUUCCACAAAAUUCUCCACUUUAAUCCGUACAACCUGCUGGAAAAACAAAUGUCAACAAUCGAUUCCGGCGGUCGUCUCCGAUCUGAACUCUUCCGGCGAUCCUCCCGGCUGCUGGUCGUCGCUUUACAAGCUCGCUGUCUGCUGUCCUGGCCUUGUUCACUCCGGCGUCCUCCUUGAGAAUUCAGAUCUCGGACUUGAACGUGAGUUAGGUCCUGAUGAAAAUUAUCAGGAAAAUAAGUUAUUUCAAAUCGGUACUUGCUCUUCCAGCUCAAUUACUUAUCAUAAUAAUAAUAAUGAUAUUGAUAUUGAUGAUAUGGUUAAAAUUGAUCGGGCUGAGUGUUCGUGGUCGUUAUACGAUGAUUUAUAUUUAGAUACUGUUUAUAAUGAUGUAUCUAAGAAUCACGAGCAGAUUGGUGAGGUUUGCGAUGAUGAGGAUGUGAAAAAUGAGAAUGAGAGUGAUAUAGACGUUGUUAAGGCGUCUUGUGAUUUUUCGGUUUGUAAGAAGAGGAAGAAUUGUAGGUCGAUAAACGCGCAUUUAGCGUCUGAGGGUUGGAAUUUUAGUAGGGAACAAGGGAAUAAGUUGUUAGCGAGUAGGUUUAGAGGUGAUUGUUUGUAUAUUUGUGAUUGGCCUGGAUGUGUGCAUUCCGAGGAGAAACGGAAUUAUAUGUUGUUUAGAGGUGUUUUUAAGAAUUUUAACAAGUCUAGGGUUUGGAGGACGAUUAAAGAUGGGAACAGAAGUAAGAUGGAUCUGCAUUGUGCUUUUUGUCCCAGUAAUGAUGUUUGGGAUCUGCAAUCGGCGUUUUGUUUGAGGCCGGCUUAUGGGUAUCAUGAUAAUGGGGAGCCGGUUGUUCGAGCAUAUGUUUGUGAGAAUGGGCAUGUGUCUGGUGCAUGGACUGAUUGGCCUUUGUACACUUGAAGAAGAACUUGGAUCUGGACGGUGAUCGUUUGGUAUUGCUUUCUUACACUUCAUUAUUGAUUGAUAGAUGGUUUGUUGUUGUAAGGUUUUAUAUGUAAUUUGCUAUAUGCCUAUAUGUAUUUGAUAAGUUAUCUAUGUCUUAGCACCAUUAUGAUGUAUUUCUUUGAAAUGAUGUUGUUCCCUAAUUGAAUUAAUUUGGAAAUAGAAUUUUGAUAAGAAGUUAAA